CGCGCCUGCGCACUCAGUGCGUGCUGUCGGAGCUCCCAACAACCCCUGCGCGCGGCCCGUUAGGCCCCGGGGCUGUGAACUGACCUGAGCUGUCUCGCCCUCUCUUCCCCUAGCAUCACCGUGAGAGGGGUUCGGCAUCCCAGGUGACCAGUUCUGGCUCAGAACGUUUGUUCCGGCCAUCGGUAGGAAAGCCGUUGCGGCCCGGGAAUGAGGAUAGGGAAGGAAUCAGUGAUGUUCAGUGAUGUGUCCAUCGACUUCUCUCUGGAAGAGUGGGAAUUCCUGAAUUUGGAACAGAGGGAUUUGUAUAGAGAUGUAAUGUUGGAGAACUACAGCAACUUGGUCUCAUUGGGAUGUUUCAUUUCUAAACCAGAUGUGAUUUCCUUAUUAGAACAAGGGAAAGAGCCCUGGAAAGUAGUGAGGAAAGGAAGAAGACAAUAUCCAGAUUUAGAGACCAACUAUGAGAUCAAGAAGUUAUCCUCAGAAAAUGACAUUUAUGAAAUAAACUUAUCCCAGUGGAAAAUAAUGGAAAGAAUUAAAAACCAUGGCCUUAAGAGCUUCAUUUUAAGAAAUGAUUGGGAGUCCAAAAGAAGAUUUGAAGGACAAGAGGAAUAUUUCGACCAAGUGAAAAUCACAUCUCAAAAAAUGUCCCCUUACCAAAAACGCUCAUCUCUUUCCUCACGUCAGAGAAUUCAUUAUGUCGAGAAACCCUAUGAAUGUAAGGAAUGUGGGAAGGCCUUUAGAGUCCGCCAACAACUUACAUUUCAUCAUCGAAUUCAUACUGGUGAGAAACCUUAUGAAUGUAAGGAAUGUGGGAUGGCAUUUAGACAGACGGCACAUCUUACUCGACAUCAGAGACUUCAUUCUGGUGAAAAACUCUAUGAAUGUAAGGAAUGUGGGGAAUCUUUCAUGUGUGGCCCAGAACUUAGAGUACAUCAGAAAAUUCAUAUUGGUGAGAAACCCUAUGUAUGUAAAGAAUGUGGGAAGGCCUUCAGAGUUCGUGGACAACUUACUCUCCAUCAGAGGAUUCAUACUGGUGAGAAACCGUAUGUAUGUACAGAAUGUGGGAAAGCCUUUAGGCAGUAUGCACAUCUUACUCGACAUCAGAAGCUUAAUAUUGCUGACAAACUCUAUGAAUGUAAAGAAUGUGGGAAGGCCUUUUUGUGUGGGUCUGGCCUUAGAGUACAUCACAAACUUCACACUGGGGAGAAACCCUAUGAAUGUAAAGAAUGUGGGAAGGCCUUUAGAGUACGACAACAACUGACACUCCAUCAGAGAAUUCAUACUGGUGAGAAGCCCUAUGAAUGUAAGGAAUGUGGAAAGACUUUUAGUCGUGGUUAUCAUCUUAUUCUUCAUCACAGAAUUCAUACUGGUGAGAAACCUUAUGAAUGUAAGGAAUGCUGGAAGGCCUUUAGUCGUUACUCACAACUUAUUUCACACCAGAGUAUUCAUAUUGGUGUUAAACCCUAUGACUGUAAGGAAUGCGGGAAGGCCUUUAGACUACUCUCACAACUUACACAACAUCAGAGUAUUCAUAUUGGUGAGAAACCCUAUAAAUGUAAGGAAUGUGGGAAGGCCUUUAGAUUGCGCCAAAAACUUACUCUACAUCAGAGCAUUCAUACUGGUGAAAAACCUUUUGAAUGUAAGGAAUGUAGGAAAGCCUUUAGACUUAAUUCAUCUCUUAUUCAACAUCUGAGAAUUCAUUCUGGUGAGAAACCCUAUGAAUGUAAGGAAUGUAAGAAGGCCUUUAGACAACAUUCACACCUUACCCAUCAUCUGAAAAUUCAUAAUGUAAAAAUAUCACAUGUAUUAGGCGCUGCUAGUGCCAAGACGGUUUCUCUAAACCCCAGUAGCAGUUCCGCAGAGACACCUCAAACCCAAGCUGGCAGCGGGCGCCUCAUUCAUCCCCGUGAAGCCUCGAAGCCGGUGCCGCUUCAGCUGAACCCCAAGCCGGGAGGUCUACGGCACGCUCCCGCCCUGCCCACUCGCGCCCGCGCUUGCGCAUCCCACGAAACCCGGCCGCGCAGAUGCAGCGGCCCAGAAUGGCUCCGAGUUAGAUUUACUAACCCCACAGUGAAGGCCUGUAACAAAAAGACGCAGAACAACAGCUCUCAGAACCACAGCUUAACCAGAGCUCCCUCCCAAGGCAGCGCUCUUGAACUCGGAGACAGCUUCCAGCCCUGGCUAUUGUACUCUGGCCAUUCUCUCCGAUGCCGGGAAGGCACAGCUUCACCCCAGGCUCCCUCUUAUUUCCGUCGGGUAGUGUGUGUGAUGGAUGGUGGGAGCGAGGGUCGUAGCGGGGGAUUUUGCCAUGUGUGCUUCAUCCAUCCUCAUACUGUCUGUCCUUUUGUAAAUUGUUGUUAUUCAAGAGGAAUUGCCUACCAACCUGAAGUUUUGAAAUUUAUUAGCAUUAUGAGGAAGAGUGGGGCUGAGAAGCUCAAAUUUUUUUUGUGGAAGAAUAAAGAGCAGAAGAGAAUUUUCUUUAAUAAUUGUGGAAAGAAAUCUGGCUUAUCUGAACUCUGCAGAUCUCUAACAGAAAUCUUGAAAAGGACUGACCAGUGCUUGCAGUUCAAAACAAUGGCCCAUAAAACAAUAUACAGGAAGUCUUGUUGUAUUCCAAAUACAAUUGCUGAACCAUCAGAACCAUCUGCGGAUGUUUUGAAAUGUUUGCAAAUAUCAUCAAAGGGGAUGUGUAUAAUUGGUGUUGCUGGCAGAAGGGAAGGCAUAAGAGCAUCGUACAGAAUGGGGCCCCCAUUUACCUGGCUAGUUCCUCUAUUCGCCAGACCAGCUGAACCUCUCCUGGUCCUUAACCUAGGUUCAGUGACGUUCAGAGAUGUGGCCAUUGACUUCUCACAGGAAGAAUGGGAAUUCCUGGACUCAGCACAGAGGGACUUAUAUAGGGAUGUGAUGUGGGAGAAUUACAGCAACUUCAUCUCACUAGCAGGUCCUUCCAUGUCUAAGCCAGAUGUGAUUACCUUAUUGGAUGAAGGGAAGGAGCCCUGGAUGGUUGUGAGAGAAGGAACAGGAAAACAUCACCCUGACUUGGAGUCCAGAUACAGUGCCAAUAUUUUAUCUUCAGAAAAGGACAUUUACGAAAUAUAUUCAUUCCAGUGGGAGAUAAUGGAAAGAAUUAAAAGCUGUAGCCUUCAGGACUCCAUUUUUAGAAAUGAUUGGGAAUGCAAAGGCAAAAUUGAGGGGCAAAAGGAACCACAAGAGGGAUAUUUUGGGCAAGUGAAAAUUGCUUCUGAAAAAAUGACCACUUACAAAAAGCAUAAUCUUCUUGCCGAAUAUCAGAGAGUUCAUAAUGGAGAAAAGUUGUAUGAAUGUAAGGAAUGUAGGAAGACCUUUAUUCGUCGCUCAACACUUAGUCAACACCUGAGAAUUCAUACUGGUGAGAAACCGUACAAAUGUAAGGAAUGUGGGCAGGCCUUUAGACAGCGUGCACACCUUAUCAGACAUCACAAACUUCAUACUGGUGAGAAACCCUAUGAAUGCAAGGAAUGUGGGAAGGCCUUUACAGUCCUCCAAGAAUUGACUCAGCAUCAGAGACUUCAUACUGGUGAAAAGCCCUAUGAAUGUAAGGAAUGUGGAAAGGCCUUUAGAGUACAUCAGCAACUUGCUCGACAUCAGAGAAUUCACACUGGAGAGAAGCCCUAUGAAUGUAAGGCAUGUGGGAAGACCUUUAGGCAGUGUACACACCUUACUCGACAUCAAAGACUUCAUACUUCAGAGAAGCUCUAUGAAUGUAAGGAAUGUGGGAAAGCCUUCGUGUGUGGUCCAGACCUUAGAAUACAUCAGAAAAUACAUUUUGGGGAGAAACCCUAUGAAUGUAAGGAAUGUGGAAAGGCUUUUAGGAUAUGUCAACAGCUUACUGUCCAUCAGAGUAUUCAUACUGGUGAGAAACCCUAUGAAUGUAAAGAGUGUGGGAAGACUUUUAGAUUAAGGCAACAACUUGUUCGCCAUCAGAGAAUUCAUACUCGUGAGAAACCCUAUGAAUGUAUGGAGUGUUGGAAGACCUUUAGUAGUUACUCACAACUUAUUUCCCAUCAGAGCAUUCAUAUUGGUGAGAGACCUUAUGAAUGUGAAGAAUGUGGGAAGGCCUUCAGACUGCUGUCACAGCUUACUCAACAUCAGAGUAUUCAUACUGGUGAGAAACCUUAUGAAUGUAAGGAAUGUAGAAAACCUUUUCGACUUCUCUCACAACUUACUCAACAUCAGAGUAUUCAUACUGGAGAGAAACCUUAUGAAUGUAAGGAAUGUGGUAAAGCUUUUAGACUUUAUUCUUUUCUUACUCAACACCAGAGAAUUCAUACUGGUGAGAAACCCUACAAAUGUAAGGAAUGUAAGAAGGCUUUUAGACAACAUUCACACCUUACUCAACAUCAGAAAAUUCAUAAUGUAAUUUAAUACAAGGCUUUCAAAUGCACAUUAUGUUACACAACGUCAGAAAAUUCAUUUUUGAGAGAAUUUGUUUGAUGCUCCUCAUUAAGCAUAAAAAAUUUAUAUUUCAGAAAAAAAUGUUGCUUUAAUGGUUGCUUCCAUCACCAUUCAAGCAUUGUCUUCAGCAUAUUCAUAUGAGAAAGUAAUAUAAUGAAUGCAGGAAAAUCUUUAGCCUUAUCUAUCUUUUAUCACCAUUUCACCACUGUAUUACCAGUGUAUUAUUGGAUAGGUACUUAAAUUUCUGUGCCUCAUUUUGCUCACUUGUAAAAUGGUGAUAAUAGUAUCUAUGAAUAUUAGCUAUUUAUUGCUGCAUAAUAAAAUACCACAAACUUAGUAGCUUAAAAUAAUACACAUUUAUUAUCUCAGUUUCUAUAGGUCAGGAGUCUAGGCAUAACUUAGUUGGGUCUUCUGCUUCAGGGCCUCUCACAAGGCUAAAAUCAAGGUGUUGACCAUGACUGAGUCUCAUCUGAAGGUUCAACUGGAGAAGAGAUCCACUUCUAACCUCAUGUGGUUGUUGUCCAAAUUAAUUUCCUGAGGGCUGUUGCACUGAGGUCUUCAGAUUCUAGCUCGCUGUUGGCUGAAGGCUGACUUCAGUCAGUUCCUUGCUACAUGAGCCCCUUCAGCAUAACUGCUUGCUUCGUAAGAGAAUGCAACCCAAGAAAGCAAGAGUCUGCUAGCAUCGAAGAAGCUAUCAUCUUGUGUUUCUAAUCGUUGAAAUGACAUUUCAUUACCUUUGCUACCUUCUGUUGCAUGGAAGCAAGGAACUAGGCUGCCCUACACUAAAGGGAACAGGCUUAUAGAAGAGUAUGAAUCCCAGGAGGAAGGGAUCACUGGGGCCAAUUCAGAGUCAGCCUGCUGUAUCAUUGUGAGGAUUGAGUAGUUAAUACUUGGAAAAACCGCAGCCAUAUAGCAUGUUUUCUGUAAAUAUUAUCUAUAGUUGUUAUUAACAUCAUUAGUGUUAGUGAAUUCAUAUGAAAGGAAGAUCCUAUAGAAGUAAUAACUGUAGAAAUGCCUUCUGUCACUGCUCAGCACUUACUAAACCUAAGAUUAUUCUGGAUAAAAUCUAGGAGGUUAUUUUGAAUGUGAGAAGUUCUUCAUCACUUGAGCUGCAUCAGAAAUUUCAUGCUGAAAAAAAACCCUGAUGAAUUUCGUGAAUAUGAGGUUAAGAAUAUAGUGAUUGAAGAAGCAAAGAGAAAUAUGAAAUUGUUUUCCUAUAAUAAAUUACAAGGUAAAUGUUUUAUAGUCUGUAUUCUCUGACCACCACUCAAAAUUAAUUAGAAACUAUCAAAAAGAUGGCCAAAAAAAAAAAAAAAAGAAACUAACCACUUGGAAAUAUAAUUGUGUAUGUGUGUGUGCACCUGUGUGUGUAUAUGUUACUCUUGUAGAAAGAAAGAAAACAUUCCAUUGCAACUAGUAAAUUUUUUGAUGCUCAUAGUAUCCCAUCUUCAACCAGUAGAAGCUGGGUUUUUUGACAUGACCCCAAUAGCAGUUUAAUAGUUUACUUGGUUAUGGCUGCCUAAUUUGGUCAGUUUGGGAAGAUGCUUGGGUACCAGCUCAUCAUUCUGAAAACUAAUAAAUAAAGGGAAAAGUAUUUAUUUUGUUUUUUUUUCCAUGUGAAUCAAGUCUCAGGGUCACCCAAAGCUCAUCAAAUAUAAUUUUUUUUUAAUUUAAUAAAUCUUACCAGUAAAUACAGAAAAAAAGAUAUUUGGAUUAGAAAAAUCAUUUUCUAGUUCCUAAUUUAAAGAAUAAUGUCCAGAAAGUGGUCUUCAAGGGAUAUUAAAACUAUUUGGGGAAAGAGUUUAUAGUGAGAACUUUAUAUUGGAUUUAUCAAGCUGACCAUUUCUAAGCCCUUUGGUUGAUUUUAACGUCUAUAAUAGUGAAACUGUCAGACAAUAUGCACCUCCUGGUAUAAUGCAGUUAGGAAGUACAUGUCACUACCUAUGAAGUUUUCUUGCCAAAAUAAUGAACAGAAUGAAUCAAACUUUUAAAUCAAAAAAUUUUUUAAACCCAA
This is a messenger RNA of Bubalus bubalis (water buffalo), 6448 nucleotides long. RefSeq lists its product as uncharacterized. Gene Ontology annotation, molecular function: DNA-binding transcription repressor activity, RNA polymerase II-specific. The record is from RefSeq and is a predicted model, not a curated record. Lineage: Eukaryota; Metazoa; Chordata; Mammalia; Artiodactyla; Bovidae. The transcript is spliced from 13 exons. The coding region runs from base 208 to 4404 and encodes 1398 amino acids. Gene Ontology annotation, biological process: negative regulation of transcription by RNA polymerase II.